Hyposmocoma kahamanoa is the source of this 2553-nucleotide messenger RNA. RefSeq names its product pseudouridine-5'-phosphatase-like. Lineage: Eukaryota; Metazoa; Arthropoda; Insecta; Lepidoptera; Cosmopterigidae. Gene Ontology annotation, molecular function: phosphatase activity. The coding region runs from base 228 to 785 and encodes 185 amino acids. The record is from RefSeq and is a predicted model, not a curated record. The transcript has 4 exons.
UAAUCGUGCUCGUAAAUUUAUGAAUCCGACUAUCUCAUUCUUUCGCAGAGCACUAUUCUUUUUUUGCAAAUCCUGCCAUUGUUGGCAUUGGCCGCUUAGAAAGCUGACCACCCCUGACUGCAAGCUAUCGGACACAUAACACAGAUAGUACUAUUGACUCGGAAGAAUUAUACACAGAAACUUUUACAAAAGUGUGUAGCCGAUAUGGGAAACAAUUUACAUGGGAGAUGAAAGCUAGCUUGUUGGGACUCCGAGGUCAGGAAUGUGCAAACAAAAUAAUUCGUGAACUGAACAUACCCCUCACUGAGAAAGAAUUCACGCAAGAAUGUAAUAAGAUAUAUGAAGCCGUGUUUCCUAGUGUGAAACUUAUGCCAGGAGCUCAAAAGUUAGCCCAACAUCUAUAUAAGAAAGGUGUUCCAUUAGCAAUAGCCACUAGCUCAAGCCAAGAUAGUGUUGCCAAGAAAAUGCAGAACCAUAAAGAACUACUUAAAUGCUUCCACCACAUCACUGCAGGUUCUUCAGAUCCAGAAGUGACUAAAGGAAAACCAGAUCCUAUUACAUUCUUGGUCUGUGCUUCAAGGUUUCCUGACAAACCAAGACCAGAGGAUUGUCUAGUAUUGGAAGACGCAGUGAAUGGAGUAAAAGCCGCCAUGGCAGCCAAGAUGCAAGUAGUUGUAGUGCCUGAUCCACGCAUAGACCACGAGCAACUGAAAGAUGCUACUCUGGUCCUCAAAUCUCUUGAAGACUUCAAGCCCGAGCUAUUUGGUUUACCAGGCUAUGACUAACACUUUGUACUCAGCUAGACAACAAAGAUUAUAAGAUCCAACUUUAUCUAUUGACUAACUUUCCUCAUACAAUGCACAUAAUAAGCAGGCAAAAUACAUUUGCCUAAUCUACAGAGUUGAUCAUACAUAGUUCUGGAACACAGGAAAGCUUAAUAACAAAAAGGAAAAAUCUAGUAUUUUACUUCCAAAAGUUUUCUGGUAAAUACUACUACAAUAAAGUAAUUGCUAAUAUAAUAACACAUCAAAAAUAUAGAACUAAAUACAAUACAAUAACUAGCAGAUUUCAGAGAGAGAGUUAUUAUCCACUCUGUAUACUUCCUUGGAAGUCUAGGUAAAUACGCGACUACCCAUUUACCUAUCCUUGAUUAAUAAUAUAUCUCUAUAAUUAGAACAAAAAAAGUGUGGUCAUGGUUUUGAAAUUUAUCGCUAUAACUUUUUGCUUGUCUUACAAACUAUUUGAUCUACUAUGCCUGUACAAUCCUUCAUCACUAACAACCAACUAUUUGAUAUAUGACAUGCAAUGGUUGGUUGUUACAUGACAUAGGGCUGUACAUGCUCAGAGUAUGAUUUCUUAUUGAUAGGUUUUUGUCCCACUUUUAGAAAGUUUUCAGUUAUUGAAAUUGUUAAGAUUAUUUUAGGUUGAAACACGAAUUAGAAAACAUUGAGAUUGCCAAUUGUUUAAUUUGUGCGCACCACUGAGAAUCUUGAAAUACGUAUUAUUGGUUGCCGUGGUGAUGGCGGGUAUAGUGCUGAGGCUCUAGAAAUACGCUCGACACUCCUCCUCAAAUUAAAACUAAAUAUUUGUUAAUUUGCUACAAAAGCGCAAUUCUGAACUUCAGCAAAUAUAAUACCUACACAAAAUAAGUUGCGUGAUUGUGCAAAACAGUAAAAUACAAUUCUCAUUUGUUACAUAUUAAAAACUAAAUCAAACAAUUAUUACACAACAUAAAAAUCUUUUCUUACUUUCACAAAACUUAUACUGUUCAUGUUACUCUCCUCCUACACCACCUAAGAUAUAAAACCAUGUUAGUCUCAUAAUCUUACAGUGACGUCAGAGGUAUUACUUUUCUUCCCGAAUUUGUCAUUCUUAAUAUCUCAGUUUCUUUUUCAUUUGUACUGACAGUCUCUUCUUGCUUAUUCUCUUCCGUCUCCUCCUUGCUUAUUCUCUUCCGUCUCCUCCUGUAAUAUAUACUUUGUUUCUUCGUUUUUACUCUUUUCUUCGUAUUGUAAAUCACCUUCAUCAAAUCUCACAUCUCGUGGUAUUAUUAUUUUAUCAUUUUCUGGAUCCCAAUGUCUGUAUCCCAGAGUGUUAUAUCCUACCAUCCUCACUUCCUUAGCUCUCUUGUCAAAUUUGUCUUGUUUCGGUAUUAUUGUGGCCCAAGCUCUUGAACCAAAUAUUCUUAGUCUAGAUAAAUAGUUUUUCUUAUAAAACAAUUCACUCGGGGUCUUGAAAUUUAUAGUCCACGUAGGAGAUCUAUUCAAUUGAUAUGAUGCGCAGUGAAUGGCCUCGCACCACAAAUGUUUAGGUAACUUAGUCUCCGCUAAUAAAGUUCUAGUUCUAUCGCACAGUGUGUGCGAUUCAUCCGCUCGGCAACGCCAUUGGCUGAGGGGUGUAGGGCACGGUAUACUCUAUCCUUAUCCCUGUUCCGUCACAAAACUGUCGUAGUUUGUUCGCAGUGUAGUCGCCCCCAUUGUCGCAUCUUAUUCUUUUGAUCUUAUUUCCUGAAUCUGUUUCCAAUCUCAGAAUAUAAUUAAUCAGCUUCUCAGU